AUGAGCUUUUCCUCCAGCCCUAGCAAAAAAAGUAACCACGAGGAAAGAACAGCAAGCAUUUUAAGACGACCGGAAAAAGUAUCUGUUGUUAUUAGAAAGAUAACCCAAGAAACACCAACAGUAAAAAGCUUUGUAUUGGAGCCCAAAGUAACAACGCCAAAAAUAGAUUUUUUACCUGGCCAAUGGCUUGACGUUUUCAUUCCCAAUGUAUCAACUGUUGGCGGUUUCUCAAUUACGAGUACGCCUCGUCAUUUUCAUUUAACGAAUACUUUGGAUCUCGCGAUCAAGUAUUCCACACAUCCCCCUGCUAAAUGGUUUCAUGAGGAGGCAACCUUGGGAAACGUAGUAGACAUAAGAGUUGGCGGAGAGUUUUAUUAUGAUGAUCAGGAAGAGAGAGAAAAUGGAACCCAAUCAAUCGAUAACAUAUCAUUGCAAAAAGAACCGGGGAAAGCAGCAAAUAACAAUAUUGAAAAGAUUCAAUUAUUAUACAGUGCAAAGACACUUGACGAACUGUUAUUUUUUGAGAGAAUUGAGCGAUUAAAGAAAAAUAAUAGUGGUUUAUUUGAUUGUUUUUAUUUCUUGACUCGAGAAGAUUCACCGACAUCAUCCACUACUUUUACUGCUACUACUAAGUCAAUUGAAAACAUUUCUACGUUCAUUUGUCGACAACGAAUAAAUGAAAAAUUCCUGAUCGAUUUAUUAACUGAUGACAACGAUCUUAAGCAUUUAAAGUCCUUUUUGUGCGGACCAACUCAAAUGCAAGAUGACGUUGCUGGCUGGUUGGUGAAAGGUGUUGGAUUAUCGGAGAAUCAGAUUGUACUUGAAAAAUGGGAAUAA
Ambispora leptoticha is the source of this 837-nucleotide messenger RNA. Lineage: Eukaryota; Fungi; Glomeromycota; Glomeromycetes; Archaeosporales; Ambisporaceae. The record is from the annotation of a GenBank genome assembly.